AUGACAGCCCCGGCUAAUUAUUGCCGUGUCAAUCGGUCGAGUCAGGAGUACCAUACCGGAACUCUGGGGCUUCGGAAGAGAUCGCAAUCUUAUACUUUGGUACUCUCUCAUCUAGCAGUAUUACUGCUCGGAGUGAUCAUUGGAGCUUCGGUCCGAAAAUUGGUUGUCAGCAACACCUGCCCGGCGAGCAAUCGGACCAUGUCGACACCUAUUCCUGCAAGUGUCUUCACUCCAACCCUUCCGACGGUGAUGACUCCCGAUGAGCGUUUUGUCGGAUGGAACGACGCGGUCAAUCAGAAUUGGCUCACGAUACUUGAAGGCACUGGUGAUGGCGUUUGGAUACCAAAUGCGGGUGAUUACGGCCUGGCCGAGGGUUUCCAACCGCCAUUCAAUGGAGAGGAGAGUGGAAACGCAACGAAGCGUUUCUACCAUAUCAGCAAUCAACAUCAAUUGCACUGCCUGGUACGCUCCGUUUAUCAUCUUGAAAAGGUUGAAUCUUGGUCUCGCUUACAGCGCCUUUUGUGCAAAGAACAUAGUUAG
This is a messenger RNA of Colletotrichum abscissum, 540 nucleotides long. RefSeq lists its product as uncharacterized. The record is from RefSeq and is a predicted model, not a curated record. The transcript is spliced from 2 exons. The coding region runs from base 1 to 540 and encodes 179 amino acids. NCBI's taxonomy places the organism in Eukaryota, Fungi, Ascomycota, Sordariomycetes, Glomerellales, Glomerellaceae.